Messenger RNA from Porites evermanni, 2216 nucleotides. Lineage: Eukaryota; Metazoa; Cnidaria; Anthozoa; Scleractinia; Poritidae. The record is from the annotation of a GenBank genome assembly.
AUGAUACUCAAUUUACUCUUUAUUAUUUUGUCGUCUAAUCGUGGAAACAGUGCAGGGAUAAAGAAAAAACGAAAUCUUCUAAGGGUAGGUUUUUUUGCUUUUUUAGUUUACAAGAACUGUGCUGAAGUUUACAAAAGCGGCAAGAAGAUCAGUGGAGUGUACAAAAUCAAUCCUGAUGGUUUGGGCGAAUUUGAAGUGUUCUGUGAUCAGAAAACAGCCGGUGGAGGUUGGACGGUGUUUCAGAAGAGGCGAGAUGGUUCUGUUGAUUUCUUCCGCGCUUGGGAUGAUUACAAACGCGGUUUUGGCAAUCUGAACGGCGAGUUUUGGCUCGGUUUGGACAAGAUACAUCGGCUGACUGUAAGUGGUGGUUACAAACUUCGAGUGGACUUGGAAGAUCAUCAAGGCAAAACUGCAUUUGCAGAGUACAGCUCAGUUGCAGUGACAAGCGAGAGAGCGAAAUAUCAGCUAAGUUUGGGAAGUUAUUCAGGUAAAACCCGUUGGUGGACUAAAAUAGUUGACUUUAUUACUUCUGGGAAACUACCCCCUUCUCCUCUAACUUCUCACUCAGUGGGAAAUUAAGGCAAACUGUUAAAUUAGAAGAGAGGUAGGUGAGCAGUUUUCCAGAUCUUCUUCUCCCAUUUGCGUCGACUACACAACAAUAAGUGCGAAUGAAGUUGGAGUGUAGAUGAAUUCAAAUAGCUUAACAGACUGAUUGAAGUACACAACUAAUAAUGAGCAACGUCACGACGACGGCAAGAGCAGCAAAAAAGUCACCCAAAAAGUGAAUUCGCGCCGUUUUAAUUUCACCUCUUUUAACUUGUCAAAUGUUGGCGAUUAUCUCAGGGGUUGAAUUCUAAGGGACUCUAUCCACGUUCAAAAAAAAGAAAAAGAAAAUCGUUGUCUUGUGUUCACGUCCUCCAUAAAACGUGAAAUUAGGAAGACGUGCAGAGUUGUUGCCAAUCUAAACCCAUUCCCUUUUUGCCAUUCUCGUUGCCGUCAACGUCGUCGUUGUUUUUAAAAGCUCUCAAAUAUAUAUAGGGCUGAACUUUUGAGGGUACUUCCACCAAUCUCAACUGCACAAAGCCCCUUGGGGACUAAAAGUGUUUUUGGCCAAGUUUUGUUUAUUAUGUGGUAAGUACACCUAUACAGCAACCAUUUGGUUAAAAUAUCGUGCGACAACUUCACUCUGUCUUAAAUAACGACUAUAACUAUUCAUUCAAUAUAUUUCUCCACUUCUGAUUGGCUAAAGUUCCACGCAUAAUUUAUCACAACCAGCUACUGUCGGCCAAAUUUGGAAGAAUUUUGCGAAAAAUGAAGUCAAAUGUGCAGCAUAAUUACCAUAAAACUGCACACUCAGUUAACCGAGAAGACCUGGCGAAAAGGUUAUGAGUUGUUGUUUGUAGUGAGUGCAUAAUGGCGGAACAUUUCACUCGUUUUAAGAGGAGGAAAUAGGAGAACUAAUGGCUAAAAACAUAGGAAGAACAGCAGAAGACAACUCGACGGACGACAUCUGCUAUUUGGAUAAUAUUUGCAGUACUGAAAAACCCUUUAUCUCCUAAACUUGCCGAUAAUCAGGCAAUUGAAGAUGACCAUAACAUCGACGGAGCAUGCUUUAGCUUGUUUUUAAACUAGAAAUUAUUUUAAAUGAAUAAUAAAACAAUUAUUGUAUUUGGCUUUCGUAUCAUCUGAAUAAUUAUGAAGAGUCGAAGGGUGUUAUUCGCCUCGGCCAAUAACACCCUCCUUCGAUCUCCAUAAUUCUUCGGAUGAUACGAAGCCUCAUCCAAUACUAAUUGUUAAUUAUGAUCUCAGGUACCGCUGGUGAUUCGCUUAAUUGGCAUCGUGGUAAGUCAUUUUCCACCAAGGAUCGUGACAAUGACAAAUGGAGUGGUGGAAACUGUGCCUUGCGUUGGAAAGGCGCCUGGUGGUACAACAAUUGCCACCACUCCAAUCUAAAUGGUCUGUACCUCAAUGGGAAGGUCGAUGCUAAAGGAAUGUCCUGGCACCACUGGAAAAACAGCUACUAUUCUGUCAAGAGGUCCGAAAUGAAGAUACGACCGAAAGAUUUUUAAGAUGUCGUUGUUAUAACUCAUCAAAAAGAUCCUCGAGAAGUAAAAGUGAUCAAGUUAACUUGACUAUAAGGGGUAAACGGACUUCUGCUUUCGUUUUCACUCAGUUGGUAAUUUUAUACAUGAGAAAAAGGAUUCACUUUCAUGCCG